Molecule: messenger RNA, 585 nt
Organism: Cryptomeria japonica (Japanese cedar)
Lineage: Eukaryota; Viridiplantae; Streptophyta; Pinopsida; Cupressales; Cupressaceae
Exons: 1
Coding region: 1-585 (194 amino acids)
Source: RefSeq, a predicted model, not a curated record
AUGGGCUCAAGGACCACAAGGGCUGGGUCUAGUACUGAAAAUGAAAGACUAGACCAAAUCCUUGAUUUACUAAACCAACAGAGUGCCAGAAUGAAUGGACUGAAGCAGAAGGUUCGAAGGGUCAAAGAAGUUCGACAUGAAGCUCCAAGGGUUGAAGAACAACCCGACAACCAAGCAAGGAUUGAAGGAGAGAUGGCUAAGGACUUGAAAAGAAUAGACCCACCAAAGUUUGAUGGAAAAACUAUUGGUGAUGGUCCAGAGGCAUGGGUGAUAGAAAUGGAAAAGUAUUUUGGUCUUUGCAACAUGUCCAACAAAACCAAGGUAGUUUGGGCUGCUUACCAGCUUUCUGGCGAAGCUGCUACUUGGUGGGAUAGUGAAAAGUUUGAAAGGAAGUUGCAACCUAGAGAUAUCACUUGGGAAUUAUUCUUACAAUCCUUUAGGAAGAGGUGGCUUCCUCAAUUAAUCUUCGAUAAGAAGAUGAUUGAAUUUCAGAACCUAACACAAGGUGGCAUGUCGGUAACUCAAUACUGGGAGAAGUUUACCAACCUUCUUAAGUAUGUUCCACAAUAUCAGAUGGAUGAGUGA